AUGGAGGAGAUCCCGGCCGAGAUGUUCUUUCGAAGAUUCAUGCAUGGAGAGGAUCUUCCAACGGACAUCACGGACCUCUAUUAUCCAAGCGAAGGCUUGAUCUACAAUGUGAAGUCUCAGCGACGUGUCAACGUCGAGAUCGCAAAAAUCGCUCGCUCUGUCUUCUUGGCCGAGGCGAGGACUCGCUGUUCAGCUAAACCUCGCAUGCUGCUGCUAGACACCUCGACGAGGUUCCUGAAAGACGACAGCCGCGGCGCCGGUGGGCACCAGCGCACCCGCCCAGACCUCUCCAUCUACCUCAACACCGAGCGCACUCGGGAGCUGCUGGCCGCGAACCCACCAGAUGAGUCCGAGUCAGAAGAAGAGGAAGAGACCUGCAACGAUGGCGACAGCUCACGUGCCGAAGCCGUGAACGAAUUCGCUGGUGCAACGUCCUACGCCGACAUCGUCGUUCCUAUGCAAGUGAAGACAUCCCACGACCACGCAGCCUUCCAGUUCCAAAGUCACACUGUCGGGGUGGCACGACGUUACAGCGAGAACGGGUGCCAGUCUCUAGUCCAGAUCACCGAGUACUGCUCUGCGAUUCUAGGACGACAGUACCGCACCCAUCUGUUCGCGGUGUACAUCUGCCGCGACAAGGCCCGACUCCUCUUCGUCGAUCGCGAACGCUGCUACAUCUCGGAACAGUUCGUGUACGGCACACGCGAAGAUCAGACACUGCAUCGCUUCUUCUGGCGGCUCGCGCGCAUGGAUCGUCAGCAACUCGGUUUCGAUCCUUCGGUGACUCUGGCCGACGGUGAAGACGAGAAGAGGCUGCUCGCGCACGCACGGGGCAUGAAGACGGCCGAUCCGCGACGGGCUCUUCUUCUCCGCGCUCUGUGCCGUGACCCGAAGACCGAGACCUACGAAUCAGUCUCCACGCAAUGGCCACUCCAGCGCAUGACGGUCGAAAGCGAGACGUAUGUGGUUGGGCGUCCGAUCAUCCAGACCUGUGCGCUGUACGGACCCGCGCCGCGGGUGUUCCACGGCUUCCAUGUCGAGCAGGACGGCUCGAUCAAGGGUUACACUAUCAAGGACUAUUGGCGACCCGACCACGAGGAGAUGGAGCUCGAGCACAAGGUGUACGAUCGGCUGAAAGAGGCUCAGGUCACCAACAUCCCCACUUGCGUUUGUGGCGGCGACGUUGAAAUUAACGGCAAGGCUCAGCGCACGAAAGAUGAGGGACUUGUUCACUACCGAAUCGUCAUCGAGCAUCUGCUUCAGCCUCUUUCGGAGUUUGGGAACUUCCACGAGCUGUCGGGGUUCAUGUUGAACGCCAUGACAGCACACGAGAAGGCGUGGUCGAACGCGCAAACACUCCAUCGUCAAAUCAGUACACACAGCAUCUUCAUCCUCUCCGAGUUUGACGACGCCGAAGAGCAGAUCACGCGGACGGCGCUCCUCGGUGACUGGGAGCUGUCGAAGACUAAAGCGCAGAUGGACAACGCGACAGGCCCUCGGCAACACGGGGCUGUGGGACCCUGGUACUUCCGGUCGAGCCUGUCGUUGAAGUAUCCCUUAUCCCGCCCGUAUCGCCUAAGCGAUGAAGUCGAGGCGUUCGUACACGUCUUCCAGUAUCUCGUCCUACGAUUCCACACCAUGUACAAGAUCCUCAUGAGGAUCGCGCAAGUAUCCGGUGAACACUAUUCGACGAUUGAUGACCAAGCAUGCUAUGAUCGUUACGGCCGCGGCGACGCGCCCUCCGACCAACCCGUUGGAGUCGCCCCCGACGACGUCGAGGAAGAGGAGGGGCUUCAAGUUAACGAAGACGGGCCGCUCAGCACUCACGAGAGCCUCAAGGAGAUCUUCAGGAAAUAUGCGGACCUCGAGAACUGGCGCAAGGUGACGAAGGUACAGCCUGACGGGACAACCGUGACGGUGCCAGAGUACGCGAAGUAUCCCGACUUCUUCCGGGCGGCGGGGAUCGUUCCGUUGGACGAGAGCGGUUACGUGAUCGACCCCAAGCGGCCGAAGCUGGUGGCUCCGAACCGCCGAACGACUUGA
Messenger RNA from Epithele typhae, 2043 nucleotides. RefSeq lists its product as uncharacterized. The record is from RefSeq and is a predicted model, not a curated record. Lineage: Eukaryota; Fungi; Basidiomycota; Agaricomycetes; Polyporales; Epitheliaceae. The transcript has 5 exons. The coding region runs from base 1 to 2043 and encodes 680 amino acids.